AUGGCGACCUUCGACGAUGCGGCCCUGUCCAAAUUGACAGCUAAGAUUGACAGCGGGCUGGCUAAUUCCAAGAAGACCACCGACGACAAAAAUGGCAAUGCCAAGCCCAAGAGGAAACUGGAUCAAUCCGCGGAUGCUUUCCAGCCUCCAUCCAAGAAGAGAAGUCAAACAGUAAAAGAGGACGGGAAGCCUUUUGAGAAGCAGACUGGGAAGCCAACUGCGAAGCCCACUGCGAAGUCGCCGGGGAAACAAACUGACAAGCCGAAUGGGAAGUACAACGACGAGUCGAAGGGGAAAUUCAACGACAAGCCGAAGGACAAGUACAACGACAAGCGAAAGGAGAAGUACAACGAGAAGCCGCAUGGAAAAUACAGUGAGAAGCCGAAUGGAAAGCGCCAUGAAAAACAGCCCGGGAAGCCAAGCGAUCAUCGUCCCAAACCAGCUGCCAAGGAACAACCCGACUUACAGCCAAGUGACUCCAACACACUUCUCGACGAAAUCAGAGCGCUUGGUGGGGACGAGGAGGACUACAAGCUGUUGGAGGAUGUUGACUCUGAUGAUGAAGUACCCAACGACCAAGACGGAAAGAAGAGUACAGACAAGGACCUCCGUGCCGAGCUCGCCAAGUUUGCGUCAGGGCUUGGGUUCGAUGAUGUGACCCCAGCAUCCGCCGAUGAAGAGUCUGAUGCCAACAUGGACGAGGUUGUAUCCGACGGUGCCGAGUCGGGUCAGGAAGUAGACGAGAAGCCUAUUCCAGACCCGAAACGGAAAACGAUCUUCGAGCCUCGUCCUGACUGGCAUGCCGUCAGCUUAAGACCACUACCUGAGCCAACAUCCGACCAAGUAGCACCCUACACCGCAGCAAUUGCUAGCUUGAAAGAUUAUGCGACGACGAUCCUCAAUGAGGACACCGACGCAUAUGGCACAACCUUUGCUGCCUCGUCUUCUCGCAAAUUCAUGUCUACUAUCAUGUCUUCUGGUACAAUGUCAGACAAAGUGUCGGCUUUGACGCUUGCCAUCCAGGAGUCCCCGGUACAUAGUACCAAAGCUUUUGAGAAUCUUUUGAGCCUUGGUGCGAAAAGAAGUCGUGGUCCCGCUCUGUCCGCUCUGGCUGCCCUGGUAGAUCUUCUCGGACCAGGAAUGAUCCUACCUUCUGACAGACGACUGCGCAUCUUCGCUACGCAGCCUGGACUUAUUGGAACCUUGCAGAAGUUUUCCGUCAAGUCCUGGACCGCUGGGAAAGGACUGCCCGGUAAGAUCACCAAAGAACAGCUGAUAGCUUGGGUGUUCGAGGACUGGCUGAAAGACGCCUACUUCAAAAUGAUUCAAAGUCUUGAAACCUGGUGCGAUGACGAAGUCGAGUAUGCUCGAACAAAAGCUGUCGACUUGGUGUUUGCCUUGCUACGAGACAAGCCUGAGCAGGAGUCCAACCUCCUGCGUCUCCUAGUCAACAAGCUCGGCGAUCGCGACCGCAAGAUCGCCUCAAGAGCUUCCUACCUUCUUCUUCAGCUGCUGAAUACACAUCCCGCAAUGAAACCAGUCGUUGUGCGUUCCGUCGAGCAGGAUGUUAUUUUUCGACCAGGACAGAACAUCCGUGCCAAGUACUAUGCCGUCAAUACUUUGAACCAGACCAUCCUCAGCACGAAGGAGCCUGAGAUUGCUGAUUCUCUGCUGCGUAUCUACUUUGGCAUGUUUGUCUCUCUGCUCAAAAGUGGAGAACUCAGUCAAUUCAAUGCUGAUCCUGAAGUCUCCAAGCCGAGCAAACGGAAGCAUGAUCGGAGGAAGCCUGAUCAACCCAAGGGGGGUGACGACAAGAGCCAAACCGCCCCCGGCGAUGGAGACGCUGCGGAAAAACUCGUGUCAGCAGUUCUCACUGGUGUCAACCGAGCAGUACCCUUCUCUCAGGCAGACCAGUCCACACUCGAGUCACACUUGGACACACUAUUCCGCAUCACACAUUCUUCCAAUUUUAACACGAGCAUCCAAGCUCUCAUGUUGAUACAACAGCUCUCAGCGAACCGACAUCUUGCUACAGAAAGAUUCUACCGGACGUUGUAUGAGUCUUUGCUAGAUCCACGACUCGUAACUUCUUCGAAACAGUAUCUGUACCUCAAUCUCUUGUACCGAAGUCUGAAGGCGGAUAUUGAUGUUCGCCGCGUGAAGGCUUUUGUCAAGCGAAUGCUGCAGGUGCUGAACCUGCAUCAACCCUCCUUCGUGUGUGGCAUACUCUACCUCGCCACAGAGCUGUGCGGCGCCUUUCCCGAUAUCAAGACACUGCUCAGUGAGCCUGAGGAGCACGACGCCGAAGAGACAGGCAUGCCAACCGCUUCAGACGCACCUGUCACCACCGCUGUGGAUGGUCCAGAUACACAAAUAUUCAGGAAUGACAAAACAUACGAUGGUCGAAAGCGAGCGCCAGAAUACAGCAACGCACAUCUCAGCUGUCUCUGGGAGCUGGUCCCAUUCUUGAGGCACUUCCACCCGUCAGUCGAUGUCUUCGCAUCAACUCUGCUGAGUGGACAGAAGGCAGCUCAAAAGCCCGAGUUGGCUAGCCACACACUAAUAGCUUUCCUGGAUAAGUUUGUGUACAAGAACGCGAAGGCAACAGACACAACAAAGGGUGUGUCCAUCAUGCAACCUGUAGUUGCGAGCGGCCAGAGCCACAUACUACUAUCCAGCAAGCCGUCGGCGAAGGAAGCUGGAAGCUCCCUGAACUCGGCGUCUUUCUGGAACAAGAAGAGCGAGGAUGUGGCGGUGGACGAUGUCUUCUUCCAUGAGUACUUCAGUCGGAUAGGAAAGCAAGAACAGGUUGAGCGUGAAAAGAAGAUGAAGGCCAAGAAGGAGACAGGCGAGGAGGCUGAAGCAGAGGAGGCGGACGAGGAAGAGAUCUGGGAUGCGUUGGUGAACUCACACCCUGAGAUACAGGAAGAAUCGGAUAGCGACUCUGGCUUCGAAGACCUUAUGGACCUCGACGGCUCUGACGAUGACCUCGACGACGAUGUCGCCCAAGAGGAUGGCGAGGAGGUGUCUGAAGACGACGAACUGGACUUCUUGGACGAGUCUGAUCUUGAUUCAGGCGAAGAUGAGGAGGAUGAGGAUGAGGAACUGCAGCCGGCUGCGGGCAAGGCUGAGGAUAAGAAGACAAAUGCCGAACGCAGAGCGAGAAAGAAGGCGAUGAAGAAUCUCCCUACCUUUGCCUCUGCCGAGGAUUAUGCGGAGAUGCUAGCCCAGGACGAGGAUGGCAUGUAA
Messenger RNA from Anthostomella pinea, 3249 nucleotides. Lineage: Eukaryota; Fungi; Ascomycota; Sordariomycetes; Xylariales; Xylariaceae. The record is from the annotation of a GenBank genome assembly.